CGUUUACAAAACAAUGCAUUGAGUGGCAACACCAUGACUUAUAUCGCGCUUCGCUGAAUAAAGACCUCAUUUGCUGAAUUCCUGCCUGUCUGAUGCGUUUUGCACAUAAUUUUUUCGUUUUGCAAACGUUUUUUGUGCAAGUUAUGGAAAUAAAUGAAAUUUGGUGAAAAUUAUUUAUUAUAAAUUGUAAGCUAGUGAGCAAAGUACGCGUGCUUAUCAAAAUGGACGAAGAUUAUCAACCACAACCUUCGGCGGCGAAGAAAAUCGGUAAGCAACACAAUACUUUGCCGCUAUGGGGAAAUGAAGCAACCAUGAACUUAAAUCCACUUAUACUUGCUAACAUACAGGGCUCUAGCUAUUUCAAAGUGCAUUUGUUUAAACUUAAAACUUAUCACGAAGUUGUAGAUGAGAUUUAUUACCAAGUAAAGCAUAUGGAACCGUGGGAGCGAGGAUCACGCAAAACAUCUGGCCAAACUGGCAUGUGUGGCGGAGUACGUGGAGUUGGCGCUGGGGGCAUAGUUUCAACGGCAUACUGUUUGCUAUAUAAACUGUACACACUAAGGCUGACCAGAAAGCAGGUUAACGGACUCCUUAACCACACAGAUUCACCCUAUAUAAGGGCACUAGGAUUCAUGUACCUUAGAUAUACUCAGCCGCCAGCUGAUUUAUAUGACUGGUAUGAGGACUAUUUGCAGGAUGAGGAAGAGAUAGACGUUAAAGCUGGCGGUGGGCAGGUGAUAACUGUCGGACAAAUGGUGUAUCAAUUUCUGACAAAACUCGACUGGUUUUCAACUCUCUUUCCGCGUAUACCAGUUCCAAUACAGAAGCAAAUAGAAAAGAAAUUGGAGGAGUAUUGUCGUAACAAUAAUGUUACUACCCAGCAGCUUGGUUCAGCUCGAAAUACAGCAUCAAAUAACAUGGGUGCAAAUUAUGAUUACGAUGAUGCAAGUUAUGAUCGUCGGGGUGCUGGCGCGGGUAGUAGCCGCAGUCGUCUACCACCAGCCAAUAGUGGGAGUUAUCGUGAUGAGCACGACGAUCGUGAACACUAUUCCAAUAGUCUUCAACAAAGACGACGUGAAGAUUCACCUUCGAGCACGUAUCACAGCAGUAGAGAUCGUGAUCAUCAUCGUGAAAAGCAUAAAAGAAAGCACAAGCAUAGACAUCAUUCCAGAAGUCGAAGUCGUAGUAAAAGUCGCAGUGAGCGAAGGAAGGAAGUCCAGUAUGAUAAGGACCGUGAACGUGACCGAAAUAGAACUAGGGAUAGAGACUAUGAACGUCAUGGUCGGGAUUAUGACGAUCGUCGUUAUCGAUGAAAACUAGAAAAACAAAAGUAGAGCAAUAACGCAGACAUAUGCACAAAAAAUUUCACGCCGUACAGUAAUAAAUGAAGAUAUUGAGAAUAUUUUCCACCUUUCUAUAAUCCACAAAUCAUUGCUUAUAACAUUUCCCAUUUACAAGCCAUUGUUAAACUCAGGAUGUCUGUUGUUUUAUGUUUUCAUUUAAAUGUAUACACAAAAUAGUUAUACAGGUUUAUAUGUUACAGUAGUUACUGAAAAUGUUUUUGCCUAAUGCUAAAGAUAAUUGAAUAAAAACAAAACAGCUUCAUGAUAGCCCAUGAAGAAUCAUUAUA
Molecule: messenger RNA, 1630 nt
Organism: Ceratitis capitata (Mediterranean fruit fly)
Lineage: Eukaryota; Metazoa; Arthropoda; Insecta; Diptera; Tephritidae
Product: pre-mRNA-splicing factor 38B
Exons: 6
Coding region: 222-1313 (363 amino acids)
Cellular component (GO): precatalytic spliceosome
Source: RefSeq, a predicted model, not a curated record